AUGUCAAGCGCAGGCUUCGAGGACCAAGUGCCCAUUCAAACACCCCUCUGCAAGAAGAAUUUUCGAAAGUAUGCACGGCGUCAGAUAGAACUGGAGGUUGAAGCAGAUAACGCUGUAAAACCCGAGAAGGAAACCGAGAAGCCUCCACAGCCAACCCGGAUUCAGCCAAGACGAGUCGCAAAGGACAAACACUUACGGACCAAGAUGGAGACCAAGAAAAGAAAUGCCGAAGAGGCCUUCAAUGAGUCAAAGAGGAAAAAUACACGGACAGAGGAUGAGCUUGAAGACGACGACCCGUGGACUUCGUUUGCGAUUUCACUGGACCAGAUGGAAACCCGAUCUCUGCGUCAAUGA
Messenger RNA from Fusarium vanettenii 77-13-4, 354 nucleotides. RefSeq lists its product as uncharacterized. The record is from RefSeq and is a predicted model, not a curated record. Bases 1 to 354 code for a protein of 117 amino acids. Lineage: Eukaryota; Fungi; Ascomycota; Sordariomycetes; Hypocreales; Nectriaceae. The transcript has 2 exons.